Molecule: messenger RNA, 2602 nt
Organism: Brachypodium distachyon (stiff brome)
Lineage: Eukaryota; Viridiplantae; Streptophyta; Magnoliopsida; Poales; Poaceae
Product: pentatricopeptide repeat-containing protein At5g18390, mitochondrial
Exons: 4
Coding region: 91-1485 (464 amino acids)
Molecular function (GO): protein binding
Source: RefSeq, a predicted model, not a curated record
UAUGUAGAAGUCAAUGGCGCAUGUGCUCCAUGGGCUAGCUAAGCCCAGCUCCACCCUAAGCUCUCGGAUCGCUGUGCCGAGGCGAGAGUCAUGGCGGCUUCCGCUCCCGCCGCCGUUCUCCGCCGUCUCAGCGACCGGCUCGGCCUCCGUCUCCGCCGCGGCCUCGCGACGCUCCCCGACUACACGGAGACCGGCGCAUCAGCUGAUUCGCCGCAGCACCCGAACUCCAAGGACGCCUACUUCGCGGCGGUUCACCACCUUUCCACCAUCGUGCGCCGGGACUUCUACCUGGAGCGCACCCUGAACCGGCUCCGCCUCCCGUCGCCAUUCCCGCCGGACCUCGCGCUCCGCGUCAUCAAAGCCGCCGCCCCGGCGGAACCCCUCCACGCCGCGCGCUUCCUCGCGUGGCUCCGCGCCAAGCCCAACUUCUCCCCUUCCGCGGAGCACUUCGACGCCCUUCUCCUUCCCCUCGCCCGCGCGCGCCUCUUCACCCACCUCUGGACCCAGGCCUCCGACAUGCGCGCGCUCGGCCUCCCGCUCUCUCCGGCCACCUUCUCAGCCGUCAUCUCGUCCUACGGCCACUCCCGCCUCCCCGAGCAGGCCGUCGAGGUCUUCAACCGCCUGCCCCAUUUCGGGUGCCCGCAGACCACCGAGGUCUACAACGCGCUCCUCGACGCGCUCUGCUCCAACGGCAACUUCGCCGGCGCCUACAAGCUGCUCCGCCGCAUGGCGCGGAAGGGCGUGGCCCCCGACCGCGCCACGUUCAGCACCCUCGUCGACGCCUGGUGCGCAUCGGGGAAGCUCCGGGAGGCGCAGGCGUUCCUCGACGACAUGGCCUCCCGCGGGUUCCGGCCGCCGGUGCGUGGCCGGGACCUCCUCGUCGACGGGCUCGUCCGAGCUGGGCGCCUGGAGGAGGCCAAGGCAUUCGCCGUCCGUUUCACCAAGGAGGGCGUCCUCCCCGACGUGGCCACAUUCAACUCGCUCGCCCAGGCGCUUUGUGAUGCUGGUGAUGUGAAAUUCGCCGUGGGUCUUCUCGCCGAUGCUUCCAGCCGUGGCCUCUGCCCGGACAUCUCAACGUACAAAGUGAUGCUACCGGCUGUUGCCAAGGCUGGCCAGAUUGAGGAGGCAUUCCGGUUGUUCUAUGCGGCUGUUGAGGAUGGCCACCGGCCGUUCCCGAGUCUCUAUGCAGCUAUCGUCAAGGCGCUCUGCAAGGCAGGUCGCUUUGGUGAUGCUUUCGCAUUUUUUGGUGAUAUGAAGUCCAAAGGGCACCCACCAAAUCGGCCUGUCUAUGUGAUGCUUGUCAAAAUGUGUGUGAGGGGUGGUCGAUUCUUGGAUGCUGCAAACUACCUUGUUGAGAUGAGCGAGGCUGGGUUCGCGCCACGGGUGCCAACAUUCAACGCUGUAGUUGAUGGGCUACGGCAUCUUGGGAAACAUGACCUAGCCCAGAGGAUGGAGCAGCUUGAGAUGUCGCUAAAGGGAAAUUGAAUGAAUCGGGAAGCACAUGCAGUGUUCUUGUGCGGUUUGCAUUGCGAAUUUGAUGGUCAAGUGCUGGAUUUUCAGGAAGGUGCUUUCCUAUUCAAUUGAAUACCAACUUUGUGCUCCAUGAAAAUCCAUAUAGGAUAAAUCCGGGAGCCAUGUCACCUGGUAUGAUUUGAGGGACCAGUUUAGAAAUAGUGCUGCCUGCUGACAAUGUUUGCUGAAACUUGAAGGCAAGUCAUUUAUCUUUGUACGGCUAAGUGAAGUAGUGAACAUUCACAAAGCAACACCAAAACAUUUUAGCAGUUCAAGUAUUCAAAUCAAUACACAAUGGAAGUCUUCUGUUGAUCAUGAACAACCAUGCGUCAAUUCCUACAUAGUUGGGUACUUGGUGUUUCAGCUUCACCUUUACCCUUCAUGAGCAUCGAACACUAGGACUCUCAUGCACUUGGUGCCUUGAUGGAUAGUCCAGCUACCAUUGUCUUAUGGUGUUCUGAGCUAAGCUACAGUGAGAUCGCGAGAACAGGGAUAUGAUCUUCUGACAGGAAACUGAACGGAUCAAAACUGAAUGAAUGUGUGUUCUUGAUGUCACGCGACCAAACCAGCCGGGUGUGUGGUGGCUCGACGUUUGCAACUUGACAAUGAACCACCGUGUCUCCUGAACAACUUAUGUGAGGAACUUCCCUGUGAUUUGGGCGAGGGAGGUUGUAUUGUGUCUGAUUCCUGCCUUCUGCUUAGCAACCCCAGACUCAGAAUCAGGGCUUGCUUUAAAUGACCAUGAUUUGCUUGUAACAACUCAGGCAGGACUACGGAGAGGGGGGAGUGCUUUGAAGGCAGGUGCUCAGCUACAACAGAAGACACUGCUGAAGAGUCUUGUAAAAAUGCAUUCGUGAUGCAGAUGCUGUAAUUAAGUGGAGGUAGCCUGUUCAACUUCCAGCAAUGGAAAUAGUGUAGGAACUUAUUCGGUCCAAAGGAAAGGCUCGUUCUCAAGAGGGACAGGCAAACCUCAAGAUCACAUUUAUCUCUCCACCUGUUUUUACACUGUUUUGCUUUCGUGUUUUGCUUUCGUUACACUGCCAAUCUGUCCUGAGAACACUAAUGCUAAUACUGUAGUUCUUCACUUCGA